This is a messenger RNA of Eimeria acervulina, 2469 nucleotides long. Its product is annotated as Myb-like DNA-binding domain-containing protein, related. Lineage: Eukaryota; Apicomplexa; Conoidasida; Eucoccidiorida; Eimeriidae. Gene Ontology annotation, molecular function: DNA-binding transcription factor activity, RNA polymerase II-specific; RNA polymerase II cis-regulatory region sequence-specific DNA binding. The transcript has a single exon. Gene Ontology annotation, biological process: regulation of transcription by RNA polymerase II. Gene Ontology annotation, cellular component: nucleus. Bases 1 to 2469 code for a protein of 822 amino acids. The record is from RefSeq and is a predicted model, not a curated record.
AUGGUUUCUGACUCAAGAGAGGCCAAUAACUGUGGAGAUACGCCACAAGAGUGGCUGAAACGAUUAACAGUAAAAGUAGAACCGAAUGAUACUACCAGCGGUUCCUUCCAAAGAGAGGCCUCUUCUACUGUUGCCUCUUCAUCAGAAUGUUAUUCUUCAGAGUUUCUGAGGAAGGAGCCGGAGCGCAGCGAAGUAAGGCAUAAAAAGGAGAAAAAAGAAAAGUCUUUUCGUAAACCCCCCAAAGAUGAACGCAUCUUAAUACCAAAGGAAGCUCCGGUGUACGUACCGGCUCUUGCUCCUUCUCAGCUUCCUUUUGGUGCAUCUCAGGUGGUGAGGAAGGGAGAAGAAUCUUUUUCGCCUAAUCAGCUGCAGUUCCUGAGUCUAGCAGCCCCGGGUGCGACGGGUCUAUGGCGUUUGCAUGCGCGCAGCGGCCUUAACUAUCGGAAGGGCCCCUUUACAACAGAAGAGCGUUUAAUAAUAGAGGAGGCAUUGGAGCAGUAUGCACAGCGAGAAGGAUUAUCAUCAGUAGAAGAAGCAGUGAAGAGUUUAUCAGGGGGUAGCGGCGGUAGACAUAAUGUAGGGCGCUUUCAAGUUAUUGCUCGCUGUCUUCCUGAAAGGCCCUUUGCUUCUGUCUAUGGAUAUAUUCGACGCCGCAUUACAGGCGCAGUAAAGAGGGGCUUCUGGUCAGAAGAAGAAACACGGCAGCUGCUGCUGCUAGCUCGCCGUAUACCCUCUUCUAUUAGAGGUAGAUGGGUGAAGAUCGGCGCAAUACUAAACCGUAGACCAGCAGAUGUAUGCGACAGAUGGAGGACUUUACAGCCCCGUCUUAGCCAGUUAGAGGCGCAGUAUCUGCAUGCAAUUGAAGACCAGAAGACUUCAGCAGAAGGUGGUAGUAGUAGCCCGGCAGAAGAAGGCGUUGCUGCUGUAGCUGUAGCAGACUCUUCUGCAGCAGCAAAUGAUGCUGCAGCAGCAGAAUCAGGCAAAAGCAGUCUUACGGAAGAGCAGCGCCGUUUGCUGCUGCAGGAAGUGCAGCAAAGAACAGGAGAAGAGCUACCAUCCUUUGGCAUCCCUUGGCAGCGUAUUCAGGAGGAGGCCUUCCCUACACGAUCUCACUCUUGUCUUCGCCAUGCAUAUAACUUAUUGGUGCUUCCUGAGGAGUUAGAGAGGCGCAUGCAGGCGAACCCACGUCCAGUAGUGCUGCGGCAUGUGCUGCGGUGUCUAGGGAGGUUGCUGCAGCAAGAGCAGCUGCCCCCAGGUUUAAGAGGCGUUGAAUGGCAGGAUAUUCUUCCCUUUGUUCCUGCUUCGCUGCAGCAGAGCGUAGUAAGAGAUGCAGCAUUUGGGAUAAUGAAAGAUGAAGGCAUUGCCUUAGAUGCAGCGGUAGCGAGGCUGCUACAGCUCCACGAACAACGCUUAACAUCUACACGCCGCAAAGAUGCAGCGAAGCUGCUCCGGGGGGCCCUUCCGGUGUAUGUACAGCAGAGCUUAGAGAUGGAGAUUAUGAAGAGGGCGCAGGCGAAGGGCUGGUCUCCAGAGAAGAUAAAAAAGAAAAUGAGAAGAAAAAGAAGAGCAGCUGCAGCAAAAGAACUCACAAGAUUGAAGGCAAGGCUAGCAGAGGUAAAGGCUUCUCCUCUUAAUGCCCCUCCUCGUGGCUGUCCGCGUUUCUUACAGGAUGCAUCAGCAGCAGGAGAGUGCAGCAAAUAUGAAGCAACAGAAGAAGAUGAGUUUCUCUUUGCUGCUGCUGCUGCUGCUGCGGAGGGAAUCGAUACAGCCACAGCAGCGCUCCUAGCAACGCCCUUCACUGACACGCGAGCAAUCCAGCUGAUGGAUGCAGAUGAAGAAAAAUCAAUAAAGCAAAUUAAAGAUGCAGAAGAAGAAGAAGCAGAAGAAGAAAUAGAAGAAGAAGCAGCAGAAGAAGAAACUGCAGCAGCAGAAGAAGCAGAAGAAGAAGCAACAGCAGAAGAAGCAGCAGAAGAAGCAGAAGAAGAAGCAGCAGCAGAAGAGAAAAAAAGGAAACGAAAGAAGAGAAAGAAGGCUGGGCUAGAACAAGAGGAAGAGCAGGCGGCGGGUGAGGGGUUAGAAGAGGAGGAGGAGGAGCUGCAUGCGGCAGAGGCGGCGUUUAAGAAAAAGAAAAAGAGAAAAAAAGAAAAAGAGAAGAAAUAUGAUUAUUACGAGAUGCGUUCAGGAGAAGAAGAGGGAAGUGAAGGGGAGAACAGCGGCUGUUUGGUGGUACUGCCAGUAGAGAAGACAGAAAAAAAGAAAAAGAAACGAAAAAAACACAAGACCGAGCAAACUACAGAAGAAGAAAAAGAAGAAGAAAAAGAAGAAGAGGAAUUAAAACAAGAGACAGAGGCAGCAGAAGAAGAAGAGCAACGAAUAACAUUUACAGAGAAGAAAAAGAAAAAGAAAAAAAAGAAGAAGGAUUACGAUUACUGCAAUAAAUAUUCAGAGGGAUAUUCGCUAGAGACAUAA